AUGUCAGGAAAAAUGAUGCGGUGGUUUUACUGCGUUCUUACUCUCUCCGUCACGCUGCUGCCGCUCUUGGCGCACGGUGAGGUGUCGUGGGGGAUGUACGGUUCGAGGAUGUCGUCUAUUGGAUUUGGCAGAAUUACUGCGGUCACCGCGGGCGCCGCUGUGGAAACGAGGGGAAAUUUCACGCUGCGAGAAGAACCACAGCCGUCACCAUGGAAGAAGAAGAAAGGUGUGGUGAUAGAAAGGAUCGGGGAGGCGGAGGAGUACAGUUAUCAUAUCCCUAACAAAAACGGUGUGAUCUCCAUCACGGUGGAGGCGGGUAGCAGACAUCUGCUGGAGUUUACCGGCGAGGCGGACAACAUGAUCAACAUCGUGGCACAACUCUUGGACAGUCGUUACGAUGAGAACAUCCAGCCAUCCAACUGUCUUGGCCUUUACAUCAAUGUGGAAAUACGUGUGAAGGACGAGAAUGAUGAGGGCGGGAAGUCGAGUGACGUGUGGAGCAGUGAAUCUGGUAGCAAGUCGUCGAGACGUAAACCUGUAAGUCCAUGGUCUU
Messenger RNA from Trypanosoma cruzi, 553 nucleotides. RefSeq lists its product as uncharacterized. The record is from RefSeq and is a predicted model, not a curated record. The annotation marks the transcript as partial. Lineage: Eukaryota; Euglenozoa; Kinetoplastea; Trypanosomatida; Trypanosomatidae. The transcript has a single exon.